UGAUAAAAGAUUUGAAAAUACCAUUGAUGCCAUCCUAGCAGAAAGUGUAACAAAAAAUAUAAUUGGGCUCACAUUAUUGCAAUAUUGGAAAUUUGCAGCAAUUGAUCAAAAAGAGAUUGAAGAACACUUAGAUAAUGCUGAAAAAAUUCACAAAACUGUUACUGUGAAUCGUAUUAUUGAUUCAAAUAAUAGUAAAACAGCAACAAUAUACUGUGAACCCCAAUUAGAAUCAAGCUUUGUACAAAGAAAUGAAACAGACAACCCAAUUGCACUUGACCUUACUGAAAAUAUGCAUAUUCCAAUACUUGAUGAUACUGAACUCGAAGGUUCAAAAAUUGAACUUCAAUACCUUUUUAAGCAUGCUUUAUCACAACCUUCAUUUGUUCGUACUCUUCAGCAAGACAUUGAGAAUAAUUUUGUAUUAUCUAACAAUUAG
This is a messenger RNA of Cetraspora pellucida, 436 nucleotides long. NCBI's taxonomy places the organism in Eukaryota, Fungi, Glomeromycota, Glomeromycetes, Diversisporales, Gigasporaceae. The record is from the annotation of a GenBank genome assembly.